This is a messenger RNA of Brachypodium distachyon (stiff brome), 2008 nucleotides long. RefSeq names its product F-box/kelch-repeat protein At3g61590. Gene Ontology annotation, molecular function: protein binding. The record is from RefSeq and is a predicted model, not a curated record. NCBI's taxonomy places the organism in Eukaryota, Viridiplantae, Streptophyta, Magnoliopsida, Poales, Poaceae. The coding region runs from base 1 to 1635 and encodes 544 amino acids. The transcript is spliced from 3 exons.
AUGGGGACAGAUUGUGUGCAUCUGGAGUCUGGGAAUGUCCCAAGAAUUGAUAUUGGCAGAUGCAAUGCAACCUUCCAAAGCAAAGCACCUAAGCUAGAGGGUAAACUUGGGCCAAAUGCCCAAAUCCAAACACACCCGCGUCUCCUCGUCGCCUGGCCGCCGGCCUAUUUCUUGCUCCCCUUCGCUGCUCGUCUGCUCCAGCGCCCAUACUUCAUCUCUCCUUGUUCUAGGAGAGCCCCUCCAACCGCAAAUUCUGGCUACGUCCCUCCCUCAACCGCCGCCGUCGCCGUCGCCGCCUCCCUCAACCGCCGCAGUCGCUGCCUCCGUCAGCCGCCGCCGACGGGCUUCCCCUCCGCCGCCGGGCGCCGGAUCCACUUCGCCUUCCGGGAGCCAUCGCCGCCCCGUCCAGAUCCGGCUAUGUGGUCAGAGGAGUGGGAGUUGUAUCCAUCGUCUUACAUUGGCGCUCAAGUGAUAGAUUACGGACCAGUUACUGAAGACACCAAUGAUGAUCGUAGUGGAGACCUGGCGGUUUCGAUGGAUGCCGUUCUCCCUGAUGAUCUCUUAGAGAAGGUUAUUUCCUUCUUGCCUGUUGCGAGUGUCAUAAGGUCUGGCUCUGUUUGCAAGAGGUGGCAUCAGAUUGUGCACGCCCGGAGGCAGACAUGGAGUAAAAUGAUUCCUCAGAAGCCAUGGUACUUCAUGUUUACUUGCAGCGAGGAGGCCGUGUCAGGGUUCGCCUAUGACCCAAGCCUCCGGAAGUGGUAUGGAUUCGACUUCCCUUGCAUUGAGAAGAGCACCUGGUCAACUUCCUCAUCGGCUGGGUUGGUGUGCCUGAUGGACAGUGAGAACAGGAGCCGCAUCAUUGUGUGCAACCCCAUCACUAAGGACUGGAAGAGGCUUAUUGAUGCUCCUGGCAGCAAGUCAGCUGAUUACAAUGCUCUCGCCUUUUCCGUGAGCAGGAGCUCUCAUCAGUACAUUGUGGCUAUUGCAAGGAGCAACCAAGUGCCGUCAGAGUAUUAUCAAUGGGAGUUUAGCAUCCAUUUGUAUGAAUCAGAGACUGGUAAUUGGGUGUCUCCCUUCGCUGAAGUGUUACUCGGAUGGCGAGGAGGUGAUGAGUGUGUCAUCUGUGAUGGAGUCCUCUACUAUCUGGUGUACUCUACAGGAGUUUUGGUGAAUAGUGGUGAGCAUCGCCAUUGUGUUUUCAUGUAUGAUCUCUCUACCAGGCCUGUUCACACUUCUUUGAUGAGCAUGGCUAUACCAGUACCAUGCCCUCUUACAUGUGGCCGGUUGAUGAAUCUAAGUGAGAGGCUUGUUUUGGUUGGGGGUAUUGGGAAGCAAGAUAGGCCUGGUAUCAUCAAGGGAAUCGGCAUAUGGGAGCUCCAGAACAAGGAGUGGCAUGAGAUUGCUCGUAUGCCCCACAAGUUUUUCCAAGGAUUUGGUGAGUUCGACGAUGUUUUUGCGAGCUGCGGAGCGGACGGUCUUAUCUAUAUUCAGAGCUAUGGGUCACCCUCCCUUCUCACCUUUGAAAUAAACCAGAAGCUGUGGAGGUGGUCAGCGAAGAGUCCUGUGAUGAAGAGGUUUCCGUUGCAGCUGUUUACUGGUUUCUCGUUCGAGCCAAGGCUGGACAUCACUUCCUAGUUCGUAUUUUGUUUCACCUUGCCGGAGUUCUCACAUCAUAUUUUGCCCUGUUUUGGAGUUUGUGAGUCAGGAGAUCAUGUCAAUGAAGGCAUUUGAGCACAGAAUUUUUUUCAAUUCUUAUAGAUGUAUUCUAUUUAUUGCUGGAGAUAUCUUCUAAUGGAAAUGGUGGCUUAAAUUGCAAAUCUCUUCUCUCAUUUUUUUGCUAGUUUGAUUAUAGGAAUGGUACCAACUUGACACAAGAACAAUUGUUUCUGAAUUGCAAGAAGAUUGUCUCUUUCAUGUCUCUUUUUCUUCACGAUAGUGCAAAUGGAGUACUUUAUUUCCCUGCAAAUGGAGUACACAAUUGAUUAUAUAUAUAUAUAUAUAUUCAUUU